Molecule: messenger RNA, 503 nt
Organism: Lasiosphaeria miniovina
Lineage: Eukaryota; Fungi; Ascomycota; Sordariomycetes; Sordariales; Lasiosphaeriaceae
Exons: 3
Coding region: 1-423 (140 amino acids)
Source: RefSeq, a predicted model, not a curated record
AUGGAUCGUCAGCCCCGCGAGCACCUUCUAGCAGCCCAGAUUUUGAACUACGUCGCCGUUCAGCCCAACACCCUCGACAAAAAUUCCAUCGAAGUCAUCGAGGAUUACUUGGAGCACAUACCCCAGGCAGUCCUUGACAAAAUCGCCCAGCAGAACGAACAGCAACUCGGCACCAGACGUCGGAAUCAAGGUAAUAGGACAAAGGGGCUCAAGAAAGCGGUCGAACCCAUUACCCUCGACUAUAAUCGCCCCCGUACGGCAGUCGAGAACAACCUCGUUGCCAUUGAGCUCUACGACUUGGGACUUCGUUGGAAGAUCACGGCAGCGGGAUUCUUCAACCCCGAGGAGGAAGUCGCUGAUAACGAGGGCUCCGCCCUCGUCGGAAAUAACAUCCACUAUAAGGAUAUCAAUAUAUUUCUCUAACUCCGUCAUAGAGUACGCUACCAACCCAGCCCGUCGUGAAGUCUUGAGACGCGAUCUGGGUUAACUGCUGAAGGGCUCCG